UGAGCGGGAGGGAGAAGAGGGCUAUACCUAAGACGUGAUUCCUAUACAAUUUUAACGAUUCACACACCAGUGGACCAUUCAGAAAGUGCCACGUGCACAUUCCAAGUUGACCGUUAAAAAAUCACUUUCGCUGCACUCGAACGAGCAACCAUUUCAAUGUCUACAUAUCUAAAUCUUGGACUCAAGACUUGUAGCUACAAUCUCUAGGGUUCCUUUGGUGGUCGAAAAUGGCGGCGCCUACAGAGAUCACCGAUGGCAAUCACGCAGUGGAGCUGAUUGUGUGCGACGAUUCAGCAUCAUCACCUCAUGAUAAUGCCGGCGACAGCGCCGGCGCCGAUUCGGCCUCUGAGGAAAUAGCUCCUCUUUUAAAGCCAGAAGAGAAGCCCAAGAUCAAUAUAUUUUCUGUUUCCCAUUCUCGUAGAAAACCUAGAGAGCAAAUGGCAAAAUUACCUGAAAUGGAGACAUCUUCGCUGACACAUUUUAUUUUGUGGGUGUGGGGUGGAUCUAGAUACUCGGGUAUAUUGUGCAUGGCUUUAUCGUCAACAAUCUACUUUGUCAUGGAAGUUCUUUCUGAUUCUUUCUCUGCUCGGUCAAUACCUUUGUUUGAGAGUGCAUUUACAAGAUGCGCAAUAGUAUUGAUAUUAUCAUAUGUGUGGUUGAGAAGAAGUGGACAGCCAAUUUUUGGAGCAGCACAUGCUAGGAAACUUCUGUUCUUGAGAGCCUUAGUGGGAUAUAUCUCGUUGCUGAGUUUUAUUUAUUGCAUUCAGAGGUUACCCUUGUCUCAGGCUAUUGUAUUAAAUUUUACAACUCCAAUUGUGGCAUCAAUUGUGGCGAAGAUGAUGUUCUGUGAGAAGUUAAAAAUUUCAGAUAUUGGAGGUCUUGCUUGCAGUUUCUUUGGCAUGCUCUUUAUUUAUAGAGAGAUACUUAGAACACAAGAGAGGCGGGUUGGAUUCAAUGGAACUAUAAGGGGAAGCCACCAUUUAUAUGCAGUAUUGCUUGGUCUGCUCUCAUCCAUAACUGGUGGAAUCAGCUACUGCCUUAUAAAAGCUGGGGCAAAGGCAUCUGAUCAGCCUCUGGUCACUGUUUUUUCAUUUGGCUUGCUCUCUACCCCUGCUGCAGGAAUAUGUACAUUUGUAUUUGAGGAAUUUGUGUUGCCAGAUCUAUAUUCAUUCACUCUCAUGCUCAUACUGGGUGUUCUGGCCUUCUUUGUAGAGGUGUUUUUAGCUCGUGGACUCCAGCUAGAGAAGACCAGCAGAGCUGCAAAUGUCCAGUACAUUGAGGCUGCCUUGUCACAGUUGUGGGGCAUUGGUUCUUCAAGGAUAUCUCCAUCGUUUGGUGGUCUGGUUGGAUGUUUACUUAUUCUAAUUUCAGUAUGCUAUACCAUUUAUGUUGGACCUGACAAAGAAGUAGAAUAAUAGAAUCAUGAGAAACACCAAAUUGGUGCAAUAAUUUUGUUGUUACCAACUUGUUGAUUUUCAAAUCAAAGGUGAUGAAACUUGCAUCGCAUGAGUGGCUUUUAAUUGACUGUAUCCAUGAAUACUCUCUCACUCAGCCAGACCCUGCCAAGAUUCCCAACCAAACCAGAACCGGUCUGAUUCUGCUGGAAGCUGGAGUUAGGGCGAUAGGCCAAUCCAGGAAUGAACGAGCCAGCCAGUUACUGUUCUGACUAGUUGCAGUCAGUUGCCAAACCAAAGAAAUCUUUUUUUAACCAAGUUUGGAACCAGUUCUAUUGAAAACCAAACCCUUAUGACCCUAGAAAUUUCUGGCUGUAUGAUUCCACUAAUUGACUUUGAUAACCACAUGACUCGCCAAAUGGUGCCCAGCAACUUUUAUCACCUUUUUGUUUUUUGUUCUGAUUCAGUUUUAGGGCUUUUGUUAGAAUAAUUUUUUUUGAAGUACAUAAAAGUCACUUUUGUAGAGUUGUAGUAUAAAAUAUCAUGAGAAGUAUAAACAUCAUUAUCAAAAUUA
This is a messenger RNA of Jatropha curcas, 1968 nucleotides long. Its product is annotated as Nodulin MtN21 /EamA-like transporter family protein. The record is from RefSeq and is a predicted model, not a curated record. NCBI's taxonomy places the organism in Eukaryota, Viridiplantae, Streptophyta, Magnoliopsida, Malpighiales, Euphorbiaceae. Gene Ontology annotation, cellular component: membrane.